AUGCUCUGGUUCAUGUGGCUGUUAUUUCUUUGUUUCACUCAGACUCACCCAGAUGCCAUCCACCUUAUCAAAAGGUUCGGUCUAGUCGCAGCCUCUCAGCUGCCAAUUCAUAUUCUUUUGUCGACAAAGAUGAUUGUUCCGCCGCUAGGGUUUCUGAUGCAAACUUCGAACAGAUGGAAUAUGACUAUUCACAAAAUAGGUGGAAGAAUCAUCAUCGGUUUUUUUGGUCUUCACAGUUUGGGCUACACGACUGUUUUGGUACAAAACCAAAUAUUUGGAAGCAUGGCUCAGCAACCACAGAUCGUGGCGGCUAUUCUUAGCUCGGUCACUUUCGCGAUUAUCGGUGUUACAUCCUCCAGGCCCUUUCGAUUAAGAUGGUAUUCAUUAUUUCACAAAAUCCAUUACGUUGGAUCCAUCACUGCCUUACUUUUACUCUUCUUUCACAACAACCCCAUCAAAAUGUAUAUAAUAGAGAGCUUGGUUGCCCUUUGUCUCAAAAAGAUAGCUGAAACAGCUACAACCGCGCCAAGCUCACCAUAG
Messenger RNA from Fusarium proliferatum ET1, 540 nucleotides. RefSeq lists its product as uncharacterized. The record is from RefSeq and is a predicted model, not a curated record. Lineage: Eukaryota; Fungi; Ascomycota; Sordariomycetes; Hypocreales; Nectriaceae. The coding region runs from base 1 to 540 and encodes 179 amino acids. Gene Ontology annotation, molecular function: ferric-chelate reductase activity. Gene Ontology annotation, cellular component: plasma membrane. The transcript has 2 exons. Gene Ontology annotation, biological process: copper ion import; iron ion transport; intracellular iron ion homeostasis.